This is a messenger RNA of Cavenderia fasciculata, 741 nucleotides long. RefSeq lists its product as uncharacterized. The coding region runs from base 1 to 741 and encodes 246 amino acids. Lineage: Eukaryota; Evosea; Eumycetozoa; Acytosteliales; Cavenderiaceae. The record is from RefSeq and is a predicted model, not a curated record. The transcript has 2 exons.
AUGGAACCAGCAACUCUUCAACCAAUUAAAUUGUACACUGUUAACACCCCCAAUGGCAGCAAACCAUGGAUUUUAUUAAAGUUAUUAGAUAUCCCAUUCCAAGUGAUCAUGGUAAACAUUAAAGCUGGUGAACAAUUUCAAGAUGCAUUUGUAAAGAUUAAUCCAAAUAGCAAAGUUCCAGCUAUCGUUGAUCCAAACCAAAUUGGAGAGAAAGGAGAACCAUUAACAGUUUGGGAAUCUGGUAAUAUUCUACUGUAUAUUGCCAAAACCUAUGGAAAGGGGUUGUAUCUCCCAGACGAUCGUCUUCGUCCACAAGCUCACUAUGAGGUACUCAACUGGCUCUUUUUGCAAAUGUCAACCGUCGGACCACACUUUGGCAAUUACUAUCACUACAAGAUGCAUGCCGCUGGUGAAAACCUUGAUUACCCUAUCAAACGUCAUUUCACUGAACUUCGUCGUCUCUUUCAUCUCUUUAACCGUCAACUUGAAAAGCAUGCCUUUAUCGCUGGUGAUGAAUUAUCUAUUGCUGAUAUUGCCAUCUAUCCAUGGAGCAAGAUGAUUGUUGUCAUUCCAGAAUUCACUCAAGCCGAGUUUCCAAAACUCUUUGAUUAUCAUGCUCGUGUUGGUCAAAUCCAAGCUGUCAAAGAUUAUGUCAAAUUUGAUGAAGAUAUCAAAGCUGUCCAUCCACACAAACCAUUCACUGAAGAAGAACGUAAAGUAUUAUUCUUUAGAGAUAGAUAG